AUCUCCGAGUGAGUCACAAAGGAAAUGGAUUUUGAGAACGAGGGUUCGAUAUCCUAAAUAGCCUCUUAUAUAAAGGGCAGCUGGAAUGUCUGUUGAAGUACUUGGGGAUUAACUUUGGAACUGAGAGAAGAGCUUUUUACACUGUCUAUCCCUUGGGUGGGUCACAUAUACCAAUGAUUAUAUAGGUCCCCUGUGAUCUGGCAUCAUGCCUGUCAUUGCAUCUUUCCUACUAAUGGCCAUUCUUUGGACAAUUACAGUCAAUGAAGAUGCUGUUAUAUCGCUGGAAGAAAUGAUUAAGUCGAAUCCACCUACGGAUAUUAAAUUCGCUCCUGGUCGUUUGGGAGAGCACAUUGUGUCCUGGAGCGGAAGCUGCAAUUGUACAUAUAAUGAUACCUAUUACUGGUUUCGCAGCAGUUAUCUGGAUAAAAAGAAUGAAACGUUAAAUGAUAUCCUCAUUAAAACACAUGAACAGAAAAUAAAUAUGGAAAUCCAUCGAGGAAUACUUGUUCAAGUUAAACUAUCCAAAGGUGAUGAAAAGUCGACAUCUAGCAAUUGGACUAAAAUGAUUUUUCACCCAUCACGUGAUGCAUUUACCUCAAUUGACAAUCUCACAUGUGUUUUUUAUGGAACCACCUACAUGAACUGCACUUGGAACAUAGCUGAAGAUGCACCCCCAGAUGCAGAAUACUUUUUAUCCUACAGGAAAGCAUAUGCAGAUGAUGUAAAGAACUGCACACAUUAUCAGAGCAAUGGACAGAGAAAUGUUGCCUGCUAUGGUCAUAAAUAUGAAGAGCACUUGCUCACUGAGGUGAACAUUUGUGUUAGCGAAUUGAGCAACAAGACAAAAUUACCGUACUGCAGAAACAUUUUUCCAGCCACCUACCAAAAACUUGACCCUCCAAUAAAUAUUGUGAUAAACAAAAGCACUGAUGAAGUAAAAUGGGAACUUCCAGAAAUGGGUCUUAAUGACGAUUGUCACACCUAUCAAAUAAAUAUCACAAACUGGAGUGACCAAAAGCAUGAGGUUCGAGAAGUGAACAGUGCCAAAUAUGUCAUGAGUAGAGAUCAUGGGAAAAGAUAUUCAGUGAAAAUCAGGGCAACAGUGAAUGAUAUGUGCUUCAAAAGCACUCUCUGGAGUGAGUGGAGUAAGCCCCUCAAUAUUGAGAUUGAGAUGAAGAAUUUCUCCCUUUCAACAAUUAUAGCAGUGGUCACACUUAAUUUUAUUGCAAUGGUUUUGGUGCCGAUAUUCAUCUGUACAAAGUUCAACUUAUGGUCAAAAGUGUGUCAACCAAUCCCUGAUCCUAAGGAGAAUUUCAGAGGCCUCUUUGAAGAAUGUGAUGGUGAUUUUAAGACAUGGAUUAAUAAGAAUCCAUUACUGGCGACCAACCCAGAAGAAUGCAUUCCAACAACAUUGAAAUAAGUCUAGAAGCUUAUAUCUAAAAACUGGUAUCAAGUGCAACUUUAUUCUGGACUGCCCUUCAUGAUUACAACAUUGAAUGGACAUUUGUUUCACUUUGGGUUGAGAUGUGCAUUUGAAAAGGAAAGUGUAAUCUCUACUGCUAUUGAUGACAAUUUUUACACGCUCUAUUUCUCAGCUCACUGUAGUGUUUGCUUUACUGUUUGAUGUACAUAUUUUUUGACCCUCACCAGAUGUUACAGAAGACUGUCCAGGGUUGAGAAAAGCCUCAAGAGGCUGAGGACAGAGAAAAAGAGAAAUUAUGCACAGUGAAGAGAAUUGGAGGCACCAUCAAAGAGGAAGAAAAGGUGGUGGGGGGAGAGGGGUGAGGGGCAGGAGGAUGGGAGGGCUGCUGGAAUAGUAAGGAGACAGAGGAAAGUGGAAGCAUCAAGGGCAUAAAGGAGGGACAGGAAUGAUGGAGAUAGCAUUCACUGAGGAAUGGCCUACAGGAAAUAAAUCGUCAAAUUAAAUGUGAAUUAAAUUGGAACUGUUAGUUCUGUCCAUUGUUCCAAUAUUUGAAUAAAAAGUAAACAUUCUA
Molecule: messenger RNA, 1994 nt
Organism: Chiloscyllium plagiosum (whitespotted bambooshark)
Lineage: Eukaryota; Metazoa; Chordata; Chondrichthyes; Orectolobiformes; Hemiscylliidae
Product: interleukin-13 receptor subunit alpha-1-like
Biological process (GO): cytokine-mediated signaling pathway
Cellular component (GO): external side of plasma membrane
Molecular function (GO): cytokine receptor activity; protein binding
Source: RefSeq, a predicted model, not a curated record